Cutaneotrichosporon oleaginosum is the source of this 1112-nucleotide messenger RNA. RefSeq lists its product as uncharacterized. The record is from RefSeq and is a predicted model, not a curated record. NCBI's taxonomy places the organism in Eukaryota, Fungi, Basidiomycota, Tremellomycetes, Trichosporonales, Trichosporonaceae.
GUGAGCUGGGAGUGUGUGUGUGUCCUCUUGUGUGUGGGUGUGUCGAGGAUCGAGGCCGAGCGGAUCGCGGACGAGGUAAUGAUCGUAAUGAGUCGAGGGUUAUUCCAAUCGCUGUGGCUAUUGUGUUCAAUUACCUCGUGCUAUAAUGUCAUUGUCCGCCUCUCUGAUCUCUGAUCUUUGAGCGAUGAACGCGGUCUGUGCGCGACUGUCGACGCCGACGCGACCUUGUGUGCAGUGUGGCCUAGAGCCUGCAGCCUGCAGCCUGCAGUCUACAGCCAGUGUGAGGUGUGCGGCGCCCAAACUCUCAACUCGCGAGGGUAACGAUCUACGCUCGGACCUCUUGCCCAGGGUCGAUAUGCUCGAGGUAAACUCCAGAGGCCAGUGGCCAGAGGGCGCACCAGGGCCAGCGACAGGCCCGUCUUUGUCCCGACGCUCGGUCUCCCUCUUGUCGUCUCUGCGCUGCGCUUGGCUGCGCCGAGACGUGCCGCUGGCUGGUGGGUGGGGACGAGGACUCGGAUGUGAGAGGGAGGGGGCUGCGAGCUGCCGAAGAUGCCGGAGGGUGGGUCAAAUCAAGUUCAGAAGAGAAAUGAUCCGGCUGCAACGCCCCGUGCCUGAUGCCGCCUGCUGGGUAGCUGGGUGCAGUGGAAUGCUUCAAGCCAGCAAGCCGGGGCGCCUAUUUAGCCGGUCUACCAGAUACCAGCGAUCCUCUUGCUCAGUCAGUGACCAGAGCGGGGAGGGAGGCUCGAAUAUUUUUUUUGCCACUCUCUCUGUCGGCACUCGCACACCCGGUUACAGCCCAUGUUUCUUGGCUCUCUCGAUCGCAAGUCCUCCCCCUCACAGAACAAUGACAAGGCUGAGGAGGCGCAGUGGCAUUCCAAGGAUCCAAAAGACGGGUACGAGGCGGCGGCAUGGUGGUGCGGUGGUGGUGGUGGGGAGGGGUUGUGGGUGAGGACAGAGAGGGCCGAGGGGAGGGGCUCGAGUGUCGAGCAGGGUCGGAUGUGGCGUCGAGAACAAUGGAUCACACUCGGCGCCGGGGCGCCUUGGCUACGCAGAGCUGGCUCUCAAGCUCAAAGCUCAUGCAAGUACCCAGUGCUGAGGGAUGGGCAUUGAGA